CCUAAUCUAUAUGAUGAAAAUGCACAUGAAUAACUGGAUAAAACAAUGUGAAUAUGCAAGAUAUCAGAAAGUCAGAAAAGUAUCUUCAUUCAUCGCGGGCAAGAGACCAAGAGAAGAUGAUAAUGAUCCGUCGUCACCCUCACCACUUUCUUGGUUGCCCGACGAACUUGUUUUGCAGUGCUUACUCCGCGUCCCAAAAACCUACGACCUAAACCUCUCUUACGUUUCCAAAACCCUAAGGUCUCUUGUUCGCUCUCCUGACCUCCACCGUUUGCGCUCUUCCCUCCCUAAAAACUCCAUCUAUGUCUACUUCCGCGGAGAAAAAACUCUUGAACCGAAACAAUAUUGGUUCACUCGAUCCCGUCAGGUUCAGAGUUCGAAACCGGAGAUUGAGUAUCAGUUGAUUCCGGUUAAUAACUUGCCUUCUCAUCCUUUUAUGUACCACUCUUCAGCCAUAGCGGUUGGAUCAGAGAUAUUCUUCGUUGGUGGAUUAUCCAAACCUUCUUCGGAUCUUUGGAUUCUUGAUACUCGUUCUGGAGAGUUGUCGCAAGGACCAAGCAUGAAGGUGGCUCGAACUUGUGACUCCGUCGUGGGAGUAAUCAACGGGAAGAUACACAUGAUCGGAGGGUGCCUAAACAAGAAGAUUCAAGUCGAGGUUUAUGAUCCAAAAACGCGAAGCUGGACAGUAGGCGAGGGUCCUGACGAGAGGUUUCGACUCGGACUAAUUACGAUGACGCAGUUAACUGCGUCGCUCGGUUGGAAUGUUUAUUCUGCUGAAACUGCGAAAAUCAAUGUGUACAAUGCAAGACAAGGUGGAAGACUGGAGACUGUGAAGAUGCCAAGUGAUGUUGUCUGGUGCAUGUGCGUAGUCGCUGAUUUGCUUUAUGCUUACUAUUUUCGUGAAGGGUUGAUGUGGCUCGACGCAAAGCGUAAGAUAUGGAAAAGAGUCAUUGGUGUUGGCUGUAAUGAUUUGAAGGCACAUGGUGUUAAUUUUCAUGACGCUGUAAUGGCGGAAUAUAAUGGAAAGCUGGCGAUUUUGUGGCCCGAGGCCGAGGGUAAUCAUUUAGAUAGGACGGAGAUAAGGAUUAGGUGUGCGUUGAUAGCGUUGGAUUGGGUUGGAGAUGGAAUGCGUGAGAGGAUUGAGUGGUCUGGCACCGUAGCCGAAAUGCCAGAUAAUUAUUCUUUUCAUAAAAUUUUUGUUGUUUCUGGGUGA
This is a messenger RNA of Brassica oleracea var. oleracea, 1213 nucleotides long. RefSeq names its product F-box/kelch-repeat protein At2g22050-like. Lineage: Eukaryota; Viridiplantae; Streptophyta; Magnoliopsida; Brassicales; Brassicaceae. The record is from RefSeq and is a predicted model, not a curated record. Gene Ontology annotation, molecular function: protein binding.